Acanthosepion pharaonis is the source of this 1374-nucleotide messenger RNA. The record is from the annotation of a GenBank genome assembly. Lineage: Eukaryota; Metazoa; Mollusca; Cephalopoda; Sepiida; Sepiidae.
AUGAAAGACGAUAAUACUACUCCCGUUCCCCUUUCUUUCUCAUUCAUUUUCUCCCUGUCAACUUGUCUCUCUUUCUACCACUUUCUCUUUUUCUUUCUUUCAUUCACUCUUUUUCUUCAAUUACCUGCAUUUCUUCUUUUUUUUCUUUAUUUCUUUCUUUCCUUCUUUCUUUCUUUCUUUCUUUCUUUCUUUCUUUCUGAUGAUUCUUUCUUUUUUCAGUAUAUUUUUCUUUUACAUUUUUCUUUCUUUCUUUCUUUCUUGUUUAUAAGUUUUCUUUCUUUUUCAGUUUUCUUUCUUUAUAAGCUUUCUUUCUUUAUGAGUUUUCUUUCUUUUUCAGUUUUCUUUCUUUGUCAGUUUUCUUUCUUUAUAAGUUUUCUUGAUUUUUCUGUUUCUUUUAAAGGUUUUUUCAAUUUUUCUUUCUUUCUAAGUUUUCUUGCUUUUUCAGUUUCUUUUAAAGGUUUUUUUUCCAAUGUUCUUUCUUUCUUUCUUUCUUUCUUUCUAAGUUUUCUUGCUUUUUCAGUUUUUUUAAAGGUUUUUUUUCAAUGUUCUUUCUUUCUUUCUUUCUUUCUUUCUUUCUUUCUUUCUUUCUUUCUAAUUUCUUUUAAAGUUUUUUUUCAAUGUUCUUUCUUUCUUUAUGAGUUUUCUUUCUUUAUAAGUUUUCUUGCUUUUUCAGUUUUCUUGCUUUUUCAGUUUCUUUUAAAGGUUUUUUUCCAAUGUUCUUUCUUUCUUUAUGAGUUUUCUUUCUUUAUGAGUUUUCUUGCUUUUUCAGAUUCUUUUAAAGUUUUUUUUCAAUGCUCUUUCUUUCUUUCUUUCUUUCUUUCUUUCUUUCUUUAUGAGUUUUCUUUCUUUUUCAUUUUCUUGCUUUUUCAGUUUCUUUUAAAAGUUUUUUUUCCAGUGUUCUUUUUUCUUUCUUUCUUUCUUUCUUUCUUUCUUUCUAAUGUUCUUUCUUUCUUUCUUUCUUUCUUUCUUUCUUUCUUUCUUUCUUUCUUUCUAAUGUUCUUUCUUUCUUUCUUUCUUUCUUUCUUUCUUUCUUUCUUUCUAAUGUUCUUUCUUUCUUUCUUUCUUUCUUUCUUUCUAAGUUUUCUUGCUUUUUCAGUUUCUUUUAAAGGUUUUUUCCAGUGUUCUUUCUUUCUUUCUUUCUUUCUUUCUUUCUUUCUUUCUUUCUUUCUAAUGUUCUUUCUUUCUUUCUUUCUUUCUUUCUUUCUUUUCUUUCUAAGUUUUCUUGCUUUUCAGUUUCUUUUAAAGGUUUUUUCCAAUGUUCUUUCUUUCUUUCUUUCUUUCUUUCUUUCUUUCUUUCUUUCUAAGUUUUCCUUGCUUUUUCAGUUUCUUUUAAAGGUUUUUUCCAGUGUUCUUUCUUUCUUUCUUUCUUUCUAA